Messenger RNA from Suillus bovinus, 1464 nucleotides. Its product is annotated as FolC bifunctional protein. The coding region runs from base 1 to 1464 and encodes 487 amino acids. The transcript is spliced from 13 exons. Gene Ontology annotation, molecular function: ATP binding; tetrahydrofolylpolyglutamate synthase activity. Gene Ontology annotation, biological process: tetrahydrofolylpolyglutamate biosynthetic process. NCBI's taxonomy places the organism in Eukaryota, Fungi, Basidiomycota, Agaricomycetes, Boletales, Suillaceae. The record is from RefSeq and is a predicted model, not a curated record. Gene Ontology annotation, cellular component: cytosol; cytoplasm; mitochondrion.
AUGUCCACCACACCCAUUCCGACUCGGACUUACAGGGAUGCCAUAGAUGCAUUGAACAGCCUUCAAACUAACGCUGCUGUCCUGGAGGCCGUGAUUGCUGCAGGACCAAAGCUCAAUCCUAAUGCUACACCUGAAAUGAUUGAUUAUCUACGCCGGGUGGGCCUCGAGCCAUCCCAGUUAAAUAAUCUGAAUGUUAUACAUAUCACGGGAACCAAAGGAAAGGGCUCUACAGGCGCAUUUACGGAAUCAAUAUUGAGGGCAGCUAGGCCAGGCUGGAAAACUGGCUUGUAUACCUCUCCUCACCUGGUCGCUGUCCGUGAGCGUAUUCGCAUCAAUGGAGAACCACUUUCAGAGGAGCAAUUUACUCAUUACUUCUUCGAGGUGUGGAAUUUGCUCCAGAAUACACAGUGCGCAGUCGCCACCAUCCCCUUCAUGCCAAACUACUUUCGCUACCUAACGCUCAUGGCCUUUUACACCUUCUACCAACUCAAGGUUGAUGCGACAAUUCUUGAGGUAGGCAUUGGUGGACGCUCUGACAGCACAAAUAUUGUCCCCAAGCCAGUUGUUACAGGCGUUACCGCCCUCGGGUAUGACCACACAAGAAUUCUUGGGGAAAAGCUCAGUCAGAUCGCAUAUCACAAGGGUGGAAUAUACAAGGAAGGGGUUCCAGCCCUGACUGUUCAACAGCCUGAGGAAGGCAUAGUGGAGCUUGGUGUCUGUGCAGCAGAGAAGAGGGCAUCUCAGUUCACAAUUAUUGACGCCCUCUCUUCCACCAUCCCAUUAGGCAUGUUUUGUCUUGCCGGUGAUCACCAGAGAUCGAACGCGGGUCUCGCGGUACAAUUAGUGCACACGUUCCUCAGCAUCAAAGAUCAAUCCCUCCCUGCAUCUUUUAUGGAUGGCCUCAAAAAUGCUCACUGGCCUGGCCGUUGCCAGACAGUACUCGAUCCGAAGCUUGAGGCUACGGCAUGGUUCCUCGAUGGGGCACAUACAAAAGAGAGCCUUGCGUGCUGUCUGGAAUGGUUUGUAAGCCCAGCAGUCGGGCUUCCUGUUUCCCCCGUUUCUGACGAGCACCCACCGCGAGUGCUUAUCUUCAAUUGCACUAGUGGACCUAUCCUACAAAAGAUAGAGGAGCGACUGGCGAUACAUGGAAGCCGGGAGAAGAAGGAAGAAUUUUUCGCCAAGGUCAUUUUCUGUAGUAAUGUGACCUAUGCCAGCGGCAAUUUCAAAGGCGGUAAGUAUCCGUCACCCAUCUCAAAUGCAAGCUUAUAUAUGACAAGCCUCAAUCUCAAGACUCAGAGAGAGAUCGAAGCAGCCUGGAACAAGCUUGUCCCAACUUACUCUGGCACAGUGCACGUUCUGCCGACGCCCAACGUUAGCGUACUCGUCACGGGCAGCUUACACCUUGUAGGUGGUGUCAUCGAGGUUGCAGGCUUGGCAGACAGAGCACUGAGCCCAAAAGCAUGA